Scaptodrosophila lebanonensis is the source of this 656-nucleotide messenger RNA. It is a transcript of the gene Tom, whose product is annotated as enhancer of split malpha protein. The record is from RefSeq and is a predicted model, not a curated record. Gene Ontology annotation, biological process: Notch signaling pathway; sensory organ development. Bases 42 to 530 code for a protein of 162 amino acids. The transcript has a single exon. NCBI's taxonomy places the organism in Eukaryota, Metazoa, Arthropoda, Insecta, Diptera, Drosophilidae.
AAUUGCAACAUUUUCGUUACGAUUUGUGUAGAAAAAUUUCAAUGCGUGUGUGCAGCAUGUCGUUCAUUACUCGGGAAUACAAGUUCGAGAGCAGCAGCAAGAUGCAGCCCAAAUCAGAUCAACAUACCAUGGCCAUGCACAGCCUGAAGAAACUCGUCAAACCACUGCUGCGGCUAAUCAAGAAGAAGCAGCUUCUGCGCAAAACUCCCAGCGAGGUACAGACCCAAAAUGACAUCAACUCUUCGCUAGAGGACAUGCGCACAGAUCCAGCAGCCAAUUGCGACAACAUGGCCAAUGAGCAACUGGAGCAGCGGCUCUACAACGAUCUGCGUCAGUGCCCCAACAAUGCGGCCAUGAUCGUGCAACAGGGUCAACAGCAGCGCCUCGUACCCGUUCAUCCCGAGCAGACAUUCAUACCGGUGCACUUUGCCCGCACAACCAGCGGCACGUUCUUCUGGACCUCCGUCGAUGGCGCUCGUCACCAGGAGCUGCAAAUGCGCCAACGCUACGACCGUUGGGUUCAAGCCUAGGUCAUCCAUCAAAGGGCCAUCCACGCGGCGUCAAAUCGUCGCACUUCAGCUUUAACAGCAAGUGUCGCCUCAUCAGCCAAUCCAUGAAGCAUCGAUGAAGCGAACUACUUUGCUUGUACCGCAAUC